AUGAGCUCAAUGUUCAAAAAAAAGGGAGGCAUGGCCUUCAAGCCAAAAAUGCCCCAGGCCCGUCCUCGAGCGCCUGGCGCUGCCUCGACGCAACCGCCAAAGGCCCCGUCGUCGACCGCCACGGAAACAGCGACGCAGCCAGAGGCUCCUUCCGUCUCAAACGACAAGACGACGCAGAAGAUCGUUAACACUGCUGGAGUGGAGGAACCGGAGGCGACCCAGUCACCUAAUACCCCGCCAUCAACGAGUCCGAACGUGGGACAGGCUUUUACGCCACAGUCACAGCAACCUGAAUCUUCAACCGUUGUGAAACCGACAGCACAGGAAGAUCCCACCCUCAAGGAUACUACGCACUCGGGCGAAUUCACUGGCAGCCCGGCAACUUCGACCCAGGCACCGACUACUCCUGUGGUGGAGACCCCGCCAUCGACCUCCACCACUCAACCCAACGACACGGCGCCCGCUCAGCUACAAACCCCCCCUGCCACUGCCACUGACCCCUCUGGCACCGAUGCGCUACCAUCUAUCGAGACGCAGGCCGACGGCAUCAUAGCGCCCACAGCGAACAAGACUACAAAGGCCCCGGCCAAGCGAACCAAGAAAAGAGCCCCUCAACCUGGCGACGAGACUGAAGAGGGAGACGGGUCCGCAGCCCCUAAGCCUAAGCGACAGCGCAAAAAGAAUGAUGGCGCAACAACGGAAGAUGGCAGUGAGGCCCAGAAGCGACCGGCCCGACCGAGAAAGAAGAAGGCGGCGGAAGACGGCGCCGUUACGGACGGGGCGGAGGACGGAGCGACCGAAAUGCCAAGAAGGGAAUCCUCUCGCCGAGCCCGUUCAGUAACACCAGAUGACGCCGAAAAUCAGGAGGCCGAUCUCAGCGUCCUCACGAUGGGCGACUUGACACGAGACCUCCGCAUCGGAAAAAAAUUCAGUCGGCACGAUGAACUUCUACAGCGACACCGCGAUAAGCAGCUGAAAGCCAGAGAGAGGCUCAAGAACAAGAGGAACGGAUCAGAAGACGUAGGUUCGGAGAGCGGUACGCCAGCACCAACCACCGGCAGCGGCCAGGGCACGCCGGUGCCCGUCCCCAUGCCGAAGGCGAAACCAGCCAGUGGCGGCGGUGGCAUGGGCCAGUCCGGGCCUCAAUUCCAGAUCAUCGACGGCCAGAUCGUGGUGGACCAAAACUCGCUCGCUCUCGACCGGCACGCUAUCGCCGACGCCGCGGCCGAGGACAUGCUCGAGAUCGAGGAGAACGACUUCACGACACUUACGACGCAGAACAGCUAUCGUACCGGCUCGAAACUCAAGGGACCCAACGUGUGGACGGAGGAAGAGACAGAGCUGUUCUACCGGGGACUGCGUAUGUUCGGCACGGACUUCCAGAUGAUCAGCGGCAUGUUCCCCGGCAAGAACCGACGUCACGUCAAGAUGAAGUUCAACCGCGAGGAGCGCCACGCGCCGGCGCGGAUCGACGCUAUCCUCGUCGGCAAGAAGGAGCUCCAGAUCGAUCUCGAGGAAUACAAGACGUGGACCAAGGCGGAGUACGAGCCUGUAGAGGCCAUCAUGGCCGCUCAGCGCCAGCAACAGGCUGAGUUCGACGCGGAGCAGGCAAAGGCGAAGGCGGCCAAGGAUGCCAUCAAUGCCAGGAAGAAGGCGGCGCUCGAAGACCCCGUCGACGGCGCAGGUGGUUUUGAGGAUGGCGAGUCUUCCACCGGCGGAGGCAAGAACAAGCCGCGACCGCAGGCCAGUGUUGGACCCCAGAUCACUGUCGACGCCGAUGGCAUGAUCACCAUUGACGAGACAAACAUGGAUCCGGACGCCGGACGAAAGAAGAAGGGCGCAAGCAAGGCGAAGAAGAAGGCAGUGGAGUACAACAUGCGCGGCGAGAUCAUUAGAUGA
Messenger RNA from Colletotrichum truncatum, 1899 nucleotides. Its product is annotated as myb-like DNA-binding domain-containing protein. Lineage: Eukaryota; Fungi; Ascomycota; Sordariomycetes; Glomerellales; Glomerellaceae. The record is from RefSeq and is a predicted model, not a curated record. Gene Ontology annotation, biological process: RNA polymerase III preinitiation complex assembly. Gene Ontology annotation, cellular component: transcription factor TFIIIB complex. Gene Ontology annotation, molecular function: TFIIIC-class transcription factor complex binding.